Condylura cristata (star-nosed mole) is the source of this 2893-nucleotide messenger RNA. RefSeq names its product opioid binding protein/cell adhesion molecule-like (gene OPCML). The transcript has 7 exons. The record is from RefSeq and is a predicted model, not a curated record. Gene Ontology annotation, cellular component: neuron projection. The coding region runs from base 279 to 1298 and encodes 339 amino acids. Lineage: Eukaryota; Metazoa; Chordata; Mammalia; Eulipotyphla; Talpidae.
UCCCUUCCCGGCUGUCUCCCUGCUCCCCAGAGGAGCGUCCAGGAAGCUCUUUUGGAUGCAGGAGGGGGCAUCUGGUGGUACUAGACUGGAAGGCUGAGGCAGGAUCUGAGGAAGGAUCUUUAGACUCCGGAGAGCCUGGACUCCUUUCUUCCCCCUCUCUGCUUCUGGCUAGCUCCAUCCCUUUCUUCUGCCCACACCACUUCCCGAGACCCGCUGGAGUGGGGCAGGGGACCUGGACCGCGCCACUCCGGAGUUCUGGGAAGUUGCGGCUGUCGAGAAUGGGGGUCUGUGGGUACCUGUUCCUGCCCUGGAAGUGCCUCGUGGUCGUGUCUCUCAGGCUGCUGUUCCUUGUACCCACAGGAGUGCCGGUGCGCAGCGGAGAUGCCACCUUCCCCAAAGCUAUGGACAACGUGACGGUCCGGCAAGGGGAGAGCGCCACCCUCAGGUGUACCAUAGAUGACCGAGUCACCCGGGUGGCCUGGCUGAACCGCAGCACCAUCCUCUACGCCGGGAAUGACAAGUGGUCCAUAGACCCCCGUGUGAUCAUUCUGGUCAACACCCCGACCCAGUACAGCAUCAUGAUCCAGAAUGUGGACGUAUAUGACGAGGGCCCGUACACCUGCUCCGUGCAGACAGACAACCACCCCAAGACCUCGAGGGUGCACCUCAUAGUGCAAGUUCCUCCACAGAUCAUGAAUAUCUCUUCAGAUGUCACAGUGAAUGAGGGAAGCAGUGUGACUCUUCUGUGUCUUGCUAUUGGCAGACCCGAGCCAACAGUGACCUGGAGACAUCUCUCAGUCAAGGGUCAGGGCUUUGUGAGUGAGGAUGAAUACUUGGAAAUCUCUGACAUCAAACGUGACCAGUCUGGGGAGUAUGAGUGCAGCGCCUUGAAUGACGUGGCUGCACCAGAUGUGCGAAAAGUCAAAAUCACUGUAAACUACCCUCCCUACAUCUCAAAAGCCAAGAACACUGGUGUGUCAGUUGGUCAGAAAGGCAUCUUGAGCUGUGAAGCCUCGGCAGUGCCAACAGCUGAAUUCCAGUGGUUCAAGGAAGAAACCAGGCUAGCCCCCGGCCUGGAUGGCAUGAGGAUUGAGAACAAAGGCCGCAUAUCCACUCUGACUUUCUUCAAUGUUUCAGAAAAGGAUUAUGGGAACUAUACUUGCGUGGCCACAAACAAGCUUGGAAACACCAAUGCCAGCAUCACACUGUAUGGCAGCUUCUCCAGUGGCUUUGAGGAAGAACAUCCUCAGCUCUCCAUGUUCAGAGUAGAUCCAGCAGGUGAACAAGAGCUGACCUGACCUUUCUGCAUUACCUCCUGGGACAGGACAGGCUCUGACAGCAAGAGGACCUGUGAUCCAAAAGAAUGGCAUUGAAAACUACACAAGAUAGCGCCUCUCUUUACCUGUGCCACAGGGACUGACCUACUGAGAGGAUGAGAAAGAGGCAUCAACAAUGACUGUCUUACAGACCUGUGCUGCCUCAAUCGGAAAACUCUUUCAGGUCCACACUCUAAAAAUAAUAAAUACAAAAUCUGUAGAGUUUCAUUUCCUUAGUGUUUAAUUGAUACUCUUCUUCUAACAUAAGUGGCCUCUGUUUUCAUCCAUGAUGACACUCACAGUGGGGAUCACAACUAUAGAUAUACAUGGAUAUGUGUAUAUAUAUGCAUCCAUCUCUGUGUAUAUAUGCACAUGCUCUCACAGUUGUAAGUUUUUGGGCAUACAUAAAACUAGGCACUGUCAUUAUACUUAGAGCUGGUGAGAGUGAAAUUACGAUUACAUUUGCCAGCUACAAACAGAUACCUGCGUUUAUCCUGAGCUGCCAGGAGCCACAUCCUGAGAACAUAAAUGAUAUGCCCAAAGUAGUGUCUCCUUUUUGUGUCCCAGGGAGCAUCUCUAACAGGCUGGGAGUCAGUACAGGGCAGGACAGCACAUUUCAGUUGUCACCACACUUGGCACUCGGAGCAGGGUCAGUGACAGACAUCAUGUAAGAACUGAAGGUGUCCUGUGUGCAUGUCCUAUCAACAAUCCAUUUGUUACUUUGCAGUCUAACGAAUGGGGGGCUGAGGGAGUAAUGGCCUGGAGAACACAGCACUUGCAAGGGGAUCAGCAUCCAUGCUCUUCACUCCCAGACUUGCUUUGAGGGACAGUCUUUCCUCCUCUGGCCAAGAAAGUCACCAGAACCUUUGGGACACAACCGGACCAGGUCUCAGUGUCACUAUGGAACUCUCUCUGCCCGUCUGAGCACCAGGAAGCGCCUCUGGUUAGUUGCCGAUUCCAGCCACGUUUUCAAAGAGGAAAACUCCAACAGUCAAUCCUCAUGUCUGGAACAAGAAAAACAAGUAAAUAAGACCCAUGGAAACUGGGGCACUGGGAAAAGUGAUGACUCCUCACAACAGAUGUUCCAGUCGCCACGCUGCUUGGGUGAUGAGUGGCAUGGCUGCUCGCAACAGUCGCGACCAUCGCUGCUAAUGGACAUUCUGAAGCUAAUAAAUCAGUAACUGCAUACUGAAGACAAUGUCCACACUUCCAUAUGCUCUUACCACCUCACCUGUGGAGCAAAAAUGGAUGUGUCCGUCUGGAUAGAUAUUUUUUUCAAGUCUCCAAGGGCUGGAUGGGUGUAGGGGGAAAAAGUGGAGAUACAAAGUCUCUGAUCAGCCCAUGGUUCUUCAGUGGAAGGAAAUCAAACAGGGUUGUGGGCAGAUGAGGUGAGAGGAAUUCAGCAAACCCUUCCCUUCCCAAACAAAAUCAGUAUGUAUCUCCACCAAAGUGAAGCCAAUGAAAGUGCUUAGUGUUAAGGCUUUGGCCAAGGUUGUUUUUCAGAAGUUUCAAGUCAAGUGCCUGAUACAGUCAUCUGCAAGUCUGAGCAAAUGCAUUUAUUUUUUUCUCAUUCUUGU